Molecule: messenger RNA, 6612 nt
Organism: Ailuropoda melanoleuca (giant panda)
Lineage: Eukaryota; Metazoa; Chordata; Mammalia; Carnivora; Ursidae
Gene: ARHGEF26
Product: Rho guanine nucleotide exchange factor 26
Exons: 14
Coding region: 607-3219 (870 amino acids)
Biological process (GO): activation of GTPase activity
Molecular function (GO): protein binding; guanyl-nucleotide exchange factor activity
Source: RefSeq, a predicted model, not a curated record
GCGGAGCCGACGGCUCGGGUCGGCUGCUGUGCUCUCCAGAGCUUCCCGGCUGCUGCGAUUCGGUCUGAGACCCGGGCCACCCAAGGGGCGGUGGGCGCUCGCUGGCCCUGGGCUCUAUAAAGCCUCGAAGGUAAAUCCGCCUAGGAGCCGGGCGGCUUGAGCGAGAGCGGACCAACGACGGGGCUGGGGAGCUGGAUGGCGGCGGAGGGGAGCGUCGCGCGGCAAGUUUCCCCAGAAAGCUGAACUCGUCGCAAAGUUUCCUGUGCAUCAGCUUGCACCCUGCGUUCUGGUGGCGGGCUUUUUCCGUGCGGGUGGUCUUUGGGGUGCUGGAGGGACUCGGAGGUAAUUGGAUUAUUCCGCCUGGGCGCAGCCCAGAUUUCUGCCCCGGACCACGCGUUGCGGUGGGCGCAGAGUUUGCCGAAGAAGGGGUGGGUAGUCGACACGCAGUUGUGUCGCGCACAGCAGUCGGGGGUGACCGCCACACUGGGAGCGCGCGUCUGCAAGGCGUGCCUGCCUGUCCGGAGGCAAAGUUCCAUGAUUUCUUUCCUCUUUAGGCAAGACUAACUGGGUGCUGUUCCCUCCCGGGCUGACCUCCGAGUCUCCGCUAUGGACAGCGAGAGUGAAGUGGAUUUUUCUAGCAACAGCUUAACCCCUUUGUGGCGGAGGCGGUCAACUCCUCAGCCUCAGUUGCUGGGCCGGAGCAAGCCGAGGCCCCAGUCCUACCAGGGCCCCAGCGGGUUGCUGAUCACGGAUUUCCCAGUGGAGGACCGAGGGACGCUCCCUGCCGUGCAGACUUCCACCCAGGUAUCCACCACUUCUGAGGGCAGGACAGUCCAGGGGAACCCCCUGCUUCUGUGUGCCCAUAGGAGGGUGGUGACCAAUGGGAGGACGAUCUCCCCGGAAUAUACAGCUGUGUCUCCUCGGCUUCGACGGCCCAAGUCUCCCCAGGCUCCCGAAGCGGUGUCAGGAGGCUCCCCGAAAUCCCCGGAGAAUGGCACUGUGACUUCGCCCAUACCGCAGCCUCUGAGCCCCCAGCGGACUCCCAACUCGCCCGCCUGCUGCAGCCGGGAGGUAGACCUGACCGGAUUGACCACCAGCCCCCUGCCUUCGCCCGCUGCCAAUGGGCUUUUCCCUAAAAUCGACUCCGCAGGCUCUGGUUCGCGAUCUGGCCAGACUACUAAGGACCCUGAGCCGGGACCCGCGAAACUCUCUCCUGCGCCCCAGAAAAGGUCUUUGGAACACAAACUCCCCCUCCAAAGGCUGCCCUCACAGGAGAACGAGCUCCCAGAGAAUCCUUCAGUGGUUUUGAGCACAAACAGCCCCGCCGCCCUCAAAGUGGGGAAGCAGCAAAUCAUUCCGAAGAGCCUGGCCUCGGAAAUUAAAAUAAGCAAAUCCAACAGUCAGAAUGUGGAGCCCCACAGGAGACUCAUCAAGGUGCGCAGCAUGGUGGAGGGCCUCGCAGCGUCUCUGGGCCCCGCAGAGGAUGAGGGCAAGGCGGAGAAGGACGUGGACAGCCCAGGGUCUCUGCGGAGAGGCUUGCGAUCCACGUCCUAUCGCAGGGCGGUGGUCAGUGGCUUCGAUUUUGACAGUCCUACCACUUCAAAGAAGAAGAACAGAAUAUCCCAGCCCGUUCUGAAAGCGGUGAUGGAAGACAAGGAGAAGUUUUCCAGUCUGGGAAGAAUAAAGAAAAAAAUGCUGAAAGGACAAGGAACAUUUGAUGGGGAAGAAAAUGCUGUCCUGUAUCAGAACUACAAAGAAAAGGCUCUUGACAUUGACUCUGAUGAAGAGUCGGAGCCCAAAGAACAGAAGUCAGAUGAAAAAAUUGUGAUUCACCACAAGCCACUGAGGUCCACGUGGAGCCAGCUCUCUGCGGUGAAAAGAAGUGGAUUAUCACAGACAGUUAGCCAGGAGGAAAGAAAGAGACAGGAGGCUAUCUUUGAAGUCAUAUCCUCUGAACAUUCCUAUUUACUCAGCUUGGAGAUCUUGAUACGAAUGUUUAAAAAUUCUAAAGAACUGAGUGAUACAAUGACCAAAACAGAGAGUCACCAUCUUUUCUCCAACAUAAUAGAUGUCUGUGAGGCAAGCAAAAAAUUCUUUACAGAGUUGGAAGCAAGACAUCAGAAUAAUAUCUUCAUAGAUGACAUAAGUGACAUUGUGGAAAAGCACACAGCAUCCACAUUUGACCCGUAUGUGAAAUACUGCACAAACGAAGUCUACCAACAACGCACACUGCAGAAAUUGUUAGCCACCAACCCAUCUUUUAAGGAAGUACUGUCACGAAUUGAGUCCCACGAAGACUGUAGGAACUUACCCAUGAUCUCCUUCCUCAUUCUCCCCAUGCAGAGGGUGACUCGCCUGCCCCUGCUAAUGGACACUAUCUGUCAGAAAACACCGAAGGACUCUCCGAAGUAUGAGGCCUGCAAAAGAGCCCUAAAGGAAGUGAGCAAGUUGGUUCGACUGUGCAAUGAAGGAGCUCGGAAGAUGGAAAGGACUGAAAUGAUGUACACAAUUAACUCGCAGUUGGAAUUUAAAAUUAAGCCUUUUCCUCUAGUCUCCUCUUCCCGGUGGUUGGUAAAAAGAGGUGAGUUGACAGCCUACGUAGAAGACACCGUGCUUUUCUCAAGAAGGACAUCGAAACAGCAAGUCUACUUCUUUCUCUUUAACGACGUGCUCAUUAUCACCAAGAAGAAGAGUGAAGAAAGUUACAACGUCAAUGAUUAUUCCUUAAGAGAUCAGCUAUUGGUGGAAUCUUGUGACAACGAAGAGCUUAAUUCUUCUCCAGGGAAGAACAGUUCCACGAUGCUUUAUUCAAGACAGAGCUCUACCAGCCACCUCUUCACUCUGACGGUCCUCAGUAACCAUGCGAGUGAGAAAGUGGAAAUGCUGCUCGGGGCUGAGACGCCGAGCGAACGGGCCCGCUGGAUAACCGCCCUGGGACACAGCAGCGGGAAGCAGCCUCUGGACCGAACCUCACUGACCCAGGUGGAAAUCAUUAGAUCGUUCACUGCCAAGCAGCCAGACGAACUCUCCUUACAGGUGGCGGAUGUGGUUCUCAUCUAUCAGCGGGUCAGCGAUGGCUGGUAUGAGGGGGAACGACUGCGAGAUGGAGAGAGGGGCUGGUUUCCUAUGGAAUGUGCCAAGGAGAUAACCUGUCAGGCUACCAUUGACAAGAACGUGGAGAGAAUGAGACGCUUGCUAGGCCUGGAAACCAACGUGUAGCCUCCCCCACGGCCUUCCACGACGGCGAGAUUCACACUACAUCCCGGCUGGCUGGUUGGUUCUGGGCCGGCUUUGUUGUUCGUUUUAACACAGCCCGUUUCGUUUCGUUAGAAGAAUGCGAACGCUUGCCUUCACGCUUGCCAGGUGGUUCUGCUCUCUCGGGAGAACAGCCACCGGAUAGAGGGAGUCCUCAAGGCUCAGUGUGGGCACGCUGUGCACUUGCAGCCGUGUUGAGGCCCGUAGAUGGCGGAGAGGCCAGGCAUGGACCCAGUGGCCGAAGCUGCGGCCGGGCUCACCCUUCUCUGGCAUGAAAAAUGGAUGUUGGAGGCUGUACCCUGGUUUUCUCUUUCCUGUUUCGCCAAGAAUGUUACUGCCCCUCUUUUUAACAUCUCCUCUGUGUGGUUCUCCUGGUCUUAGCAAGAGUCUGUGUGUUUAAGGAAUGCCGGUUUUGUAAAUAUUUUUUCUGCCUCCUAUAUUUUAGAUCUGAUUCUGAUGCUAUGAGCAUUUCACAAGGAGCUGGUAGAGCUCAAAAGGUGAGCUGUUGAGUUUUUCUAAACCUCUUCCCAGGAAAGGGAAAUUGACACUUGAUUUUUUGCCGCCUCUUUCCUCAUUAGUAGGAGACGCAGCUUACUUUUAGAGAUUUUCGUUUUUAAACCUGUCUUACCCAAUACUGGUCUCUGGUAAGUAGAGCCUAAUAAAACCCUACUCAGGCUACUCAAAUAAGGUAGAAUUUAGAUGGUUCACAUAAGUGCAAAAAUCCUCAAUGUAGGAGAGGGUCCUACUUUUUUUUAAUGUUUCCAAACGAGCUGGUAAACCGACAUGAGGCUGCUUUGCCUUUAGUCAUUCUGCCUUUUAUAAUUUCUUUAAUAAAGAUUUUCGACUGCUCCUGCUCCCUUUCUAAACAGGAAAUUGGCUGAGACACAAUCUCAAGGUAAAAUUCGGCCUUACCAAGGUAUCGAGAUGCCAGCGUGGUACCUAACUGAAACGUAACAUUUUGGUCUUAACGGGAAUCCAUUUUGUACGCACUAAAGGCCUUGCUGGGUGGAUUUGGAGGAUCUCUUAACUGCGGGUGUCUGCAGAACUUCAUUUUUUCCACUGGUGCAAGGAGAGAGGAUUUUAAGAGUUCAUUUCAUAGAGAGGGAAUGAGGGUUUGGAAGAUGAGUUGGGUGGAGUGAUUUUUCCCGGCAGCUAGGUUCCUCUGUAGUCCAUCUUCUACAGAGGGAUAAAAUCUGGCAAAGCGUACGUUAUUCAAGGACUCAGAUCUGUGUGUGACAUGUCCCACCUACUGCCUGCCAACCAGGUACCCAAAUCCUGAGUGAAGUGAGCAAAGCAGAAGCCCAGCACAGACCUUUUAGAGGAGAGGUUAAGAAAUUGUAAUCUAAUCUCAUGCAACGUUUGCAUUUAGGAAAGAAAGUAAACGUGUUGCUUGCAAAGGGAUCAUUUUGUGUUAUUUUUGCUAAUAUCCAUUUGAAGCUAAAAAGCAUGAGUCCUGUGAAUUAAUUUAUAAGUAGAGAUGUUAAACAGUCUUGGAAAUACAUGCAUUUUAUAAAUCAAAGCCUUGUAUAGCAAGCAGGCCGGUACUGUUACUGGGUUGUGUCGUUAUACAGCAGGUGUGUAACAUAAUCCAUUUCAUUUCUACCGUGAACUGUCAUUUUUAUAGGACAGUACCGCUUUCCAACCUAGUUCAGUUUCUACGAAUAGCUUCUCAGAACUGUACAAUGACCAUUCAGUGACCUGUGGAGAAGAAAAAUACUCAUUUUUGUCCCAACGAAUGGAUACUGCUUGUAUACUUUUGGUGAAGUGAAUUUAUAAAGAUUUUGUAUAUACUUGUUCUUUUGUAUUCGUGUGAUUUAAUUCACUAAAGCAUGUAUUCAUUUAAGUAUGUAAUUUGCUGAAUUUUUGGUCAACUCAGAAGGGAUCUACAGGUAACAUUAAAGGGUACUGAUAUUUCCUUGUGGGUACAUGUUGGCAUCAGCUGCCCUAGGAGGCUGGAGCAUUUUUAAGAGCUGGGCGCUGAUGUUUCUUAUAGUUCCCACAAAACUGCACGACAGAAUAGCUGAUCUUAAAUCAGUGGUGGUUCCCUGCUAGCUCUUACCCGUUUUGGCUACCUAGUAGGCGAACCUUCGUGCUUGUGAAGUUUCACCACCUGGUGAAUGCUGGUGGAAGGCAAAGACUGACUCCUGUAUUUUCUUUUACUGCAUAACAAAUUACCACAAACUUAAUGGCUUCAACCAACAUCCGUUUAUUAUCUCACGGUGCCGUAGUGAGAAGGCCAGUCCGGCCCAGUGGGUUUCUCUGCUUAGAGUCUCAGUCUCAUAAGGCUGACACCUCGGUGUCAGCUGGCUGCUUGCUCAGCCAGAGCUUGAUAUCUUUUUUCAUGCUCACACCUGUUAUUGGCAGAAUUCAGUUCCUCAUGGCUGUGGGACCAAGGUCCCUGCUUCCUUGCUGGCUGCCAGGGCUGUGGGGUGCUCACGGCUCCUUGAACCUGUUCCUCUUCCUCCACAUGGGUUCCUCCAUCUUCAAGGCACCAGUGAAUCCUUCUCACACUUGGAAUCUGACUCCAUCUUCUGCUACCAGCUGGAGAAAACUGUGCUUUUAAGGAACUCAUGAAAUUACAUUAGGCCUACAGGAUGAUCACCUUUAUGACUGACUCAAAACCAACCUACUUGUGACCUUCAUGAGAGCCACAGGUCCCUUUACUAUGCGAUAGAACAUAAUCACAGGCCUAACACUGGGCCAGGUGGGGGUGUGAUAACGGGGAUCAUCUUAAAGUUCUGCCCUCAACACUACUGUAAACCUUAAAAUGCUAGAUACUUAGUUUCCCUGUAUCUUGUAUUUACUAAAAUACAGCCAUAUGGUAGGAAACACCAAUCAAAGCCUUCUUUGUUGGAUUUUUACUGAAGUUGGUGAUGGAAGAGGAAGGAGAAUGGACUAGCAAGAUACAGUGCCCCCUUUGCCGCUGCAUUUUCCCUGGGCAAAGCUACUUGAGGGGACGUGGGUGCUCAACAAGGCAGGGCAGAGUUUCGUGCCUACGGUCAUCACCCUUGUGGACUGAAUCCCCAAAGGGCUUAUUUUGGAGUGAGAAUAUGAGCUUGGAGGACCUCAAGCUUUGCUCUUUGGGCUUCUAGCACACUAAGGACCGGACAAAAGGAAGUUAGGCCUUACUGUGAAGGAUUACCUUAGUUAUUUCCAAUAACAAUUCUCAAAAGGUUCGUCAAAUUAGCAAAAGCACUUUGAGAUACAGCACCAAUGAUACAGAAAAAAUGGAUACUUACAGGCUCUAGAUAUUGAAAUCAUUAGCUACAUCAAACAAUCAUAAUUACCAUUUUUAGAGAUAAAGCCAAACUUUAAAAUGCAAUACAGUACUAACAACUGUAAGAAGCAACAGAGGGG